This is a messenger RNA of Tinamus guttatus (white-throated tinamou), 546 nucleotides long. It is a transcript of the gene HSPB2, whose product is annotated as heat shock protein family B (small) member 2. Gene Ontology annotation, cellular component: cytoplasm; nucleus. The record is from RefSeq and is a predicted model, not a curated record. NCBI's taxonomy places the organism in Eukaryota, Metazoa, Chordata, Aves, Tinamiformes, Tinamidae. Gene Ontology annotation, molecular function: structural constituent of eye lens. Gene Ontology annotation, biological process: protein refolding; response to heat; negative regulation of apoptotic process.
AUGACCACACGGACCGUUCCCCAUGCCUACCCUAUGAGUUCGGAGUACGAGUUUGCCAGUCCCAGCAAGAUCUACGACCAGAACUUCGGGGAAGGUGUGUCCCCCUGUGAGAUUUUAGCCCCUGCCCUCUAUCAUGGCUACUACAUCCGGCCACGGAUCAACAAGCAGCUGGACCGAGGUACCUCCGAGAUCAGCCUCAACAACCACAAAUUCCAGGUGUUCCUGGACGUCUGCCACUUCUUGCCAGACGAGCUCACUGUCCGCACUGUGGACAACCUGCUGGAGGUGAUGGGGCAGCACCCACAGAAGUCUGACCGCCACGGCUUCAUCUCACGAGAGUUCACCAGGACCUACAUCCUCCCGCUGGAUGUCGACCCCUUGCUCGUGAGAGCCACCUUGUCUCACGACGGCAUCUUAAGCAUCGUGGCUCCCCGGACCGGGAAGGAGGUGCAGGCCAGAGUCAACGAGGUGAAGAUAACCCAGCAGAAGCAGCCAGAGGCAAAGGAAGUGCAGCCUGAGGAAGGGAAGGCGAAAGAGGAGUCCUAA